Andrographis paniculata is the source of this 1028-nucleotide messenger RNA. RefSeq lists its product as uncharacterized. Lineage: Eukaryota; Viridiplantae; Streptophyta; Magnoliopsida; Lamiales; Acanthaceae. The record is from RefSeq and is a predicted model, not a curated record. Bases 214 to 909 code for a protein of 231 amino acids. The transcript has 2 exons.
UCAUUUCUUCUUUCCCAAAUGCCCCAAGCAGGGGGCGUUGCCUGCUCUUCCUCAAUCCAAUUGAUACCCUCUACUGACGAAUUUCCCCACCCAAUAGUCACCGUCAUCGGCAAUCCACUGCAGCUUGACCCUCGCUGAUCUCUUUCCGAUUGGAUGGAUAUUGAGCUUGAUUAGGCACUAACUCAGUUUAUUUAGUCUCCAGAUGAUCCACCAAUGGAGAGGCACGUUCAGGUAUUCCUCAACCGCAUCUCCUAUGCCUUCAUUGCUAUAGCCACACUAAUCUUUUUCUUCCUCUACCUCCACAUCCCCGAUACUUGUUUCGAUCCCUCUGACCCUAAACUGAAACCUCACAGCCGGUUCCCAAAAUCUACAUGUGACUUUACCCACCGCUCAUAUGUUCCCAUAGAACAGCGCAAUCACCGCAUAUGGUCCACCAAGACCUGGACCAGUGCUGUCUCCUCCUACACCUCCCUUUUUAAAGCUCUUCAAGCUCAAAACUACCUUUUGAAUCAAUCCCGGGUCCUAAUUUCAUCAGCUGGAGCAGGGCACGGGGUCCAGGCGCUAUACGAAAUGGGUGUGGAGGAUGUCACUGCAGUGGAGCUGGUUGAGUCUCCUCCACUGGUGACCAGGGGGGAUCCCCAUAACUUGCCAUUUUUUGAUGGGGUUUUUGAUCUCGGGCUCGGGGUGUACUUGGAUCGAUCCCUGUUUCCGAGUCGGUAUGUGGAUCAAAUUGAGAGGACAGUUCGGGGAGGGGGUGUUUGUGUGGUGACUGUGGAGGAGUGUGGAUCACAGGAAGUGAAGGAUAUUGUGAAAUUGUUUAAGAAAUCUCGAUUCAUCGAUGCAAAGGAUGUGGUUUUAGCUGGUGAGAAACGGACAAGAAUUGUUAUGAGAGUCAAAAGUCCCUUUUGAAGCUUGCAAUCUUUAAUCCCAUUUUCUCACACAUUUUGUUGGCAGCAACCAUAAUUAUCUUUCUGUAUUUCAUUAUCUUUUCCCAAACACUCUGGAAUUAAGUUAUAUGUUGUUGUGAA